Messenger RNA from Centropristis striata (black sea bass), 3737 nucleotides. RefSeq names its product zinc finger protein 501-like. The record is from RefSeq and is a predicted model, not a curated record. Gene Ontology annotation, biological process: regulation of transcription by RNA polymerase II. The coding region runs from base 29 to 1369 and encodes 446 amino acids. NCBI's taxonomy places the organism in Eukaryota, Metazoa, Chordata, Actinopteri, Perciformes, Serranidae. The transcript has 2 exons. Gene Ontology annotation, molecular function: DNA-binding transcription factor activity; RNA polymerase II cis-regulatory region sequence-specific DNA binding.
CUCUGUUUGUCCGCAGAAAAGGAGCAAAAUGUGCGCCGUGCAGCUGCUGCGUGUGUCGGUCCGUGAGCGGAUCACCGCCGCCGCUGAAGACGUCCUGCUGCGGCUGGAAGCAGGAGAAGAAGCGGCGCUGAGAGCGCUGCUCACCGAGCGGCUAACGGCGGCUGCGGAGGAGAUCGUCGGUCUGUUGGAGGAAACCGUGGCGGAGUACGAAGACAGAGUGGAGCGGUCAGAGCGGGAGAUCUGCCGCCAGAGGAGGCUGCUCGAUGCCGUGCUGAAGCCCCAAGUCCGGCUGCACAGAACAGGUUUACCUCCAGGUGUCCAGAGAGUGGUCUUUGUUGUUAAAGAGGAGCAGCAGGAGAGGAGCUGCAGUCUGGACCAGAACCAGGGCCAGGAGAACCCGGAGCCCCCACACAUUAAAGAGGAACAGGAGGAACCUCGGAGCAGUCAGCAGGGAGAGCAGCUUCAGGGGCUGGAGGAGGCUGAUAUCACCUGUGUUCCUGUGAGGAGUGAAGAAGAUGAAGAGACACCUCAGUCCUCACAGCUUCAUCAAACACAAACUGAACAGAUGGAAACAGAAGUUGACAGAGAGGACUGUGGAGGACCAGAACCAGACAGGAACUCUGAUCCAGAUCCAGAUUUACAAAUCAGGAUUCAAGAGAAACCACAUAGCUGUGCAGUUUGUGGUGAAACUUUAAAUAAAAGGGGAAGCUUGAAGGCACACAUGAAACGCCACAGAGUAGAGAAACUCUACAGCUGCUCAGUGUGUAAGAUGACUUUUAGAGUGGGUUCUCAAGUGAAGAUACACAUGAGAAUCCACACAGGAGAGAAACCGUUCGUCUGCUCUGAUUGUGGCAAAACAUUUUCUAGCAGAGGUAAUCUGACGAGACACAUUAGAACUCACACGGGAGAAAAACCUUAUAUCUGCUCAAUCUGUAAUAAGUCUUUUAGACUGAGUGUUCAGUUAAGGAACCACGUGGCAGUCCACACAGGACACAAACCCUUCAUCUGCUCUGUCUGUCAGAAAGCUUUUUCACGUAGCGAUUGUUUACUGAACCACAUGAGAACCCACACAGGAGAGAAACCGUUCAGCUGCUCAGUGUGUCAGAAAACUUUUACACAAAGUGUACAUGUUCAGGUUCAUAUGAGAACUCACACAGGAGAGAAACCGUUCAGCUGCUCGGUGUGUAACAGAUCUUUUUCACUGGCUGGGGUUUUAAGGAAACACAUGAAAACUCACUCGGAGGAGAAACGAUUCAACUGCAGUGUUUGUAACGGCAGAUUCCAAAAGCUUGCUCAGCUCAGACACCACAAGAUGUUCUGCUUCGAGUCGACCGGUUUGGAAGCUUCUUUCAGCUCUGAGACCAGAUAGUCACUGAAUAUUUUUAUAAAUACAGUUUAAAGAACUGGCAGGCUUAAGGAUGAAUGUACUAGUUUUUUAAUAACUGUCCAGAAACUACAUUAAGUUGAAAAAUUUGAUUUUUUUUUUCAUCAGGUGGAAUCAUUUCACUAAAUAAACUUAGUUGAAGUAAACCCCAGUAUAAAAUUGGUAACUUGUAGUUUAAAAAGCCUGUUCUCCAGUCCAUAUAAAACAAAAUGUUUACUUGAAUGUACUCAGCAUUAGAGGUGGGAAUCACCAGAGACCCCACGAUACGAUUUUAUCGCGAUACUUGAGUCACAAUACGAUAUUAUUGCGAUUUUAAGCAUUUCGCGAUAUGGUGAGUAUUGCGAUACAAUAUAUUGCGAUUUUACUGUUUAAAAUUACUUAUUUAACUGCAUUUUGUGUCCACAAAAUUAAAUUAAAUCGAAAAUUGUUUUGUCAAAUAAGACAGUCUUUUUAUUUCUCCACAAUGAGAGUCAAACCCACAGACUGACCAACAAAGUAUUCAGUCAAACUGAACUGAACUGAUAUCAAAUAUGCAGUGCAACGUUUGCUCCGGUGUGACUUUCAUGUUCUGCUCGAGUCUAAAGAACGUGAAACAGACGCUUCCAGUCAUCUGUCGCACAAUGAGCCGUUAUAGUCACAUAUGAAUCUACUGCCCGCGACGUCCACACAACACAAGUUAUCGCAAGUAUAUCUGCUGUUCCCAAACUUUCCUCAACUUCAAGCUUUACUGCUGUGUAUAGCUUUGAUACGGCUGUGUCCGUGAAAUAACGUUGCGACGGAGUCACAUACCUGGUUGCAGUGUCUUUACCAUGUAGCUAAAACCAUCAUUUCCACAACGUUGUAUGGCCUCAAGUCUUUCACAUGAAGCAAGCAAUGGAUUGUGUUAUUUCCUUUGCGUGUUCUGAAUUGAGAGGCAGUUUUGUCGGCUGGUUUCUCGGUAGCACUGAUGUAGCAUUAGCUUUGGCGUCAUCAGUUAAUGCGAUCUCAGGAUGGUGACGAGUUAGAUGAGCCCGCAAGUCCGUUGUAUUCCCCGAGUAUUUUAUUUUCAUCCGGCACUCCUUGCAAACUCCAUGUGUCAUUUCUAUCUCAUUCGUCCCUUCCUUGUUAAAAAAAAAAAUCCAAAAUAAAUCGACACGCUUGACAUUAACGCAGACGGGGCUCUCCUUAUUUAUUAUCUCCGGUGCCGCCAUCUUUGUUGUACCAACUUCUUCUGUCACGCUGACCAUCACCUCUACUGACCUCACCAGAAUAAUACUCAACAGCACCAUCUAGUGGAUCAAAAAAGCAAUUGAUUUCAUUUUAAGUACCAAAGAAUUCACUUCAUUUUUUCCAUUAAUUAUGACAAAAAAGUAUUGAUACUUGGCGGCCAUGAAUCGAUAUUAUAUCGCCACGCAAAAUAUUGCGAUACUAUGCUGUAUCGAUUUUUCCCCCCACCUCUACUCAACAUAUGUUUCAAUAAAAAACAUAGAAAUAAAAUCUAUUAUCUAACACAUAAAUCCUGAUCGCCUCGGUAAGGUUAUGGACUUAAAACCAAAAAAUCCUUUUAAGGUCGACUUCAUCAAUGGAGAAAAUUUCCAGAUGUCUGUGGGAAAAUAUGUAGCAAACUCAUUUACAGAUCCUGAUGAUGAGACAGUUUCUCUUUCUUUUUCAUAAAUUGUUGGAGUUGCAGCUGCUUUUUUAGCUUCAGGUGGCCAUCUGCUUCAUUGUUUCAUAAAUUGAAUAUUCUAUCUGUAUUUGAUAUGAAUGUGAAUAUGAAUCUUUCUUUUUUUUCUGGAAAUAUUUUCAGUUGAACUCAGCUCUUCACUCUGAGCAGAACAGACAGUCAGGUCACCUUCCCUCUGCAGCCCAGUCAGCUGGUCUGUAGAACAUGUAGAACCCACGGUGUGGAACAAUGUUAAUCAGCUCUCAGAUCGGUUACUGGCAGUUUUGUUUUUUUUAAACAUGAAAUAUGCUGCAGAGUCUCUUUUGUUUCUGGUUGUUUUCUCUCGCUGUUGGCUGAUGUAAGAGCCAUAAUAACAAUAGUGUUCAAUAGUUAACUGAAAAAUGUUGAAAUGCUCCUUUAGACUGAUGGUUUGUGAUGUCACGACUACUUUGGCGUCAGUUAUAAUUCAGCAGCCAAAGGAGCAACAGAGUUUUUUGACGGUCUGUUCAUGAUUCAGUCUUGUAACUUUGUUUUUGCUUUUUUUUAAAGUAAAGAAUUCUGAACAUAGUUACCUGGUAUUCCAUAUUCUCUUUAAUUAAUAAUUUUCUUCUUUUUUUAAUUCUUUGUUGCACUUUUUUUUCCUUUUCACUGAAUAGGGUUGCUCACAAAUUUCGUUGUACUUUGUAUAAGCAUUAAAGAUUCUGAUUCAGA